Molecule: messenger RNA, 882 nt
Organism: Triticum aestivum (bread wheat)
Lineage: Eukaryota; Viridiplantae; Streptophyta; Magnoliopsida; Poales; Poaceae
Exons: 7
Coding region: 1-660 (219 amino acids)
Source: RefSeq, a predicted model, not a curated record
AUGUCCAAGGACGAAGCUCGGCGCCGCUUCUUUGAUUUCAUGACCAAGGUUACGCAAUAUGAGGAGCUAGUUGAUGCCGGAAAAAUGUUUCUUGUAAAGUUUCGUCAGGAAUUAGAGCAUUUUCGAAGACCAAUGAUUCCCAUGGAAUCAGGUGCUGUCAGUCAGUUAGUCAAAUCUAACUACACUGAUCGACUGAAGUCCUAUCUUGAAGCAGGCUGCCACCUUCAGCACCAAAGUAUCCGGAAUAUUAACCAGUUACAGUCUUGCGAGGAGAAACUUGAGGACCAUAUAAAUAAAGCUAAAGUUUUGAUUGAAGAACUUGAAUGCCUGGCCGAGGAUGUUUAUAGCACUACGCUAAUAGCCAGCCUUAGUAUCUUAGAAGCUUCAGAUUGCUCUGAUGGCGAUAAUAACCUGCCAGCAGAUUGUUGUGAGGAUGAAGGGCAGUCUGUGGAUCCGCUGGACAGCGCAGUAUCUUAUUCGAGCGUUAUGAUUCUGGUUCACAAUAUGUUAAAGCUGGAUUAUUCGAUGCAGGAGAAGAUAGUCAAGGCACUGAGCCUUAAAACACCAUCGUCGGAGCUAGAUGGCUAUUGUCUGAUGUGGGAUUUGCGGCCAUAUGUUGAUGACAAUGUGAUGCAGCUUGCCUGGAAAUUCAUUUCGUAGAAGCGGAAGCGGACCAUGCUUGAUGAUAAACCAAGCAGCGUGAACAUUAGUGCCUGAUAGACAAUGAUUUUCGCGCAAGUAUCCCUAUUUACCCUUAGCAGUUUAAAUCUUUCAGAGAUAUUUCUUGAUUCUUAAGUUGGUUAUUUCCUAAUGUUUGUUAGUUCGACUUAGCCUCCAAGUUUGUAAAUUGGCUAUAUAAUGCCUAGCAAUAUCAGUGAAUAG